Messenger RNA from Papilio xuthus (Asian swallowtail), 2242 nucleotides. RefSeq names its product RNA exonuclease 5 (gene Rexo5). Lineage: Eukaryota; Metazoa; Arthropoda; Insecta; Lepidoptera; Papilionidae. The coding region runs from base 146 to 1870 and encodes 574 amino acids. Gene Ontology annotation, molecular function: exonuclease activity; nucleic acid binding. The record is from RefSeq and is a predicted model, not a curated record. The transcript has 2 exons. Gene Ontology annotation, cellular component: nucleus.
AUUUGACUUGACAGUGACAUAUUGUAGCACAUUUUGCAUAGCGGUGUCGAUGUUGGUGUUUUCUAUUUUUGGACCAAUUUCAAUAAUUUGAUUUGUCGUUUUUAGUUUUAUGUAUUGAAAUUUUUAUAAUUCAUAUCUGAAAAUAAUGCUUAUCGGCACCUGUCCUGAAGAACCUACCAAAAAAAAGCGGCGUAAAAAUUUAGAUACAGCGGAUCAAAUAAAUGAAGAUGAGAAACCUAUAGCUAAAGAAAUGUUACAAAAGGUUCGAAAAAAGCACAUACCUAACCUCAGAUUAAAACCUGCUGGAGAUAUUGCAUCUUUACUCACAGCCGAACAAGAAAGAAUACCAUUAAUGCUCACUGAUGUACAGCACCUUCUUAUGCAUUCCCUGUUUGGUAACAUCAAUUUAAGUCAACCUCCUCGAUGGUAUGUUUUGGAUAAGGGUGAUCAUGUAAGUCAAACAACAUGCAUCAUCUUAGAAGGUCUUUCUAUUCAACACUGGGAAAAAUAUCAUAAGAAAAUGUUAAAUUCUAAUAAAAUUUUUAAGCACCAUAUAGAAAUUCUUACCCCAUCUGUAUACAAUGGUUCACUUGUUAAGGAGUUAGCUUUAGUACCUUUGUCUGAAAAUGAUAAGGAAGCAAUCAUACAGAAAUAUGGAAGUAUGAAUUUAGCUUUAGAAGCUAGAAAGGAUUUGAUGGUUAUGAUGAGGGCAGUCUUUCCAAUUGAAGAUGGUGAUAGUGAAAAUUAUAAUUAUACAAAUGGAGAUGCCUUUCCUAGAACACAACUCAUCUUGUCAGCAUGGCAAUUGAUUGAAGACAAUUAUCCAUUGCCUUUGAAAGGAAAAUUACAAAAUGCUUAUGCAGAUUAUGUUAUGACUAAAGAGGAAUAUAAACCAGUUACAGCCAAAUCACCAAUGUUUGGAUUAGAUUGUGAAAUGUGUCUAACAAGUGCAGGUUCAGAAUUAACUCGGGUUACAAUUGUCAAUGAGAAACAUGAAAGUGUAUAUGAAACAUUAGUUAAGCCUUAUAAUGAUAUAACUGAUUAUUUAACAAAGUAUUCUGGUAUUACUGCAACAUUACUGGCAAAUGUUGACAAGAGGUUAGAAGAUGUUCAAAAAGAAAUUAGAGAUUUAUUACCCCCUGAUGCCAUUUUAGUUGGUCACUCACUAAAUACAGAUUUACAUGCUUUAAAAAUGAUGCAUCCUUAUGUUAUAGACACUAGUAUAGUAUUUAAUAUCACUGGGGAAAGGUGUCGUAAACCUAAGCUAAAGGUAAUAGCUAGAGAAUUUCUCAAUGAAAUUAUUCAAUCUGGAAAAGAAGGUCAUUGUUCUAAAGAAGAUGCCACAGCCGCUCUGAAAGUUGUACAGCUAAAAUUGAAAAAAGACUUAGAAUUUGGUGAUGCCGUUCAUACUAAGAGAAAACAGUACAAAGAAAAUUUUAUAAAAGUGAAACAAAAAGAGGAAUAUGCUUUAUCAAUUUUUAAUCAUAUAAUAGAACAGAAGAAAACAUCAAUUGUAGUUGGUUGUGAUAACAUUACAGGGGAUUAUCACACAUACUUGACACAAGCAAAAGAAAGCCUUAAUUCUCAUUUGAAAAAGAACAAAGUGAAAAAGGUGAAACUUUGCACAGUAGAUGGUGUGGAAGAAGUUAUAUCCAAGCUGUCUGAAUCUGUUAGUGAAUUUAACUUAGCCAUGGCACAUCUCAAAUUAGAAAUUAACACUGAAAAUGGAUUACAACAAAUGCUUGAGAUUGAUGCAUGGAUACAAAGAGUAUGGGACAGUUUGAAGCUUUCAGGUUUGUUUGUUAUUGUCUUUGGUGGCACAACAGAUACCAAUGGUAUUGCAAUGAUGAAAGUAAAAGAUGUAACAUGAAUUUUACUUCACUGAAUUAAUUUCCACAUUAGUAUUUAAGUAACAAGUUUUUUUUCUUCCAUAUAAGACCAAAACAAAAAACAAAGUCAUGGAAAACGCAAUUCCUAUGAAAUGUAAUAUGCAUAUUAGCUUCUAAAGACUGAUUCCAAUUUCACAUAGAAUAUGUGUAGUAAAUUUGUUAUAUCACAUUACAGUUGCUUGUUGUAUGUAAGUCCUGUUUUGUGGACAAUCCGUACAAAAGGCAUUUGUUGGUCAGUAGACAAAGUUUACUAUUUUAUUAUAAAAUGCCUUGCUGAAAGUUAAAAUGAAUUAUUUGUAAAAUGAAUACAUCGAAUAUAAAUCAAAAGACAUACAAGAUUAUGUACAAAAGUA